Messenger RNA from Didymodactylos carnosus, 885 nucleotides. NCBI's taxonomy places the organism in Eukaryota, Metazoa, Rotifera, Eurotatoria, Philodinida, Philodinidae. The record is from the annotation of a GenBank genome assembly.
AUGUUCCCAUUGCUUUUUACCGUAAUCUAUAUUUCGAUUAUUCGCCAAACAUCCGUUCUUUGUAAACAAACGAUCAAUUGCAGUCAAGAAUGUACUUUCACACAAUCAUUUGACACUCGAUUCACAUUACCAGUGAAUUGUACGACAACAUCCGAAUCAUCGAGUGGCUGUUCUGUAACUUUAUUGUUAGAUUAUUCAACGAGACAAAUUGAUGUUAAGGUGUUUUCAAAUGGUAAUAAUCGUACAAGACUUCAAGUGGAUACACUUAUAUGGUUCAAUCGAAAUAGAAGUCAAACAUUGUUAACAUAUGAUUGUGAAACAGAAUACAAUUGUCAUGUUGCCUAUGCUAAUUAUUCGAUUUCACAAUUGAUAAAUAUUGAUUAUCGACCACUACGAGAGGAACUGAUAAAUUAUUUGUAUGAUGAUCGAAAUGUAAAUUCAACAGCUCGAUGUUACAAUAAUACAAUAUGUGAACAAUAUUGUUCAGCAAUCUAUGUUGGCUGGACUUAUCCGAUCUAUCAGAGUGUUUGUAAGCAAAAUAGAACUGGGAUUUCGAUUCUCGAUGCAAAUCCGGGACAUGUCGGCGUUUGGCUUCGUUCAAUUGCGUAUAAUAGGAACUAUACACAAUUUUAUGUAUCCGACUGUAAUCAAUAUCGCUGUAAUAGGCCAUCAGUAAUAGAAGACGUCGCAACAGUAAUAGAACAGGAAUAUCGUUUGCCGAUGGAUAAUUUAGUUGUACAAGCUAUCCCCGAGACAACCACAAUAGCAACUCCUUCUACUUCAUCAAGAGGCGAUACUACAAAGCCGAAUAAUAAUUCUGUCUUUAUUCAAGCUAAUAUUACUUUAAUUUUAGCGUUUAUUAUUGUAAAGCUUCUUCUGUCUUAG